CAGUUUGCCAGUUUACAACGAGCAACGAACAGUGCGAGUGUGCGUCGUUAGGGCCAGGCAGGAGUGUGCUGUAGGAAAUUAUGCAUUACUCUCUCUUGAUCAUUAUUCCUUAUUCUGACGGCUCGAGAACUUUGUACGACCCUUCUGGUUUAGAUGGCGAUUCAAUCUGCUUAGGCACUUCGUAAUAACAAAUAUAGGAGUAGUUAGGAACUUACAACCUCAAUCGCAUUGCAGAUAGUCGCCUCAGAGCAUAGCUAGGUAUAUAUAUAGAUCUUAUUUUUUCAUCUUCGCGACGCCGCAUAUCAUCUAAAGCCGUAUAAUACUGGUCACAGUGGUCAGUAGUCAGGACUACUAUUUGCAGGGUUCAAAAACUACAUUCUAACUGCAAAGCCAUUUUGAUAACGUAAGGCUACCUAGAGAUGUGGUUCAGUUUUUAUUAAAAAGACUGUUUCUAAUGAAGGCUUGGGUCGGCAAUUGUUGCGAAGUUAUCCAUCGAAUUGGGAUUGAUCAUUGACGUAGGAAAUACCAGUUAUUAAGAUUACUAAUAUUUUCAGUUCGAUUGGGCGACCAGAAAACCUGUAUUUUGUCUUUCCCCGUGCAUUCCAAAACUAUAUUCGAUCGAUUUUAAUAGUCCGGUGAUAACACUUUGGCUCUUAAAUCUAUAUGUCCUAUAUAGGUACCUAAUUAAAGGCAAAAUGGUGUCAAAUUAACUUUCUACAUCAUUUCAAUUAUUUCAAUAAAGUUUCCUGAAACGUAAUCAUCAGCAAUGGCAUCGUACAGUUCUUCACAUGGAUACAGUCGGUCUGCGCAACUCUCUCCUACAAUAAUCGGGCACUUCUCCUUGGAUUGCAAUCGCCAGUUUCAUGAUGACGGGAGAAACCUCGCACGAAUCGCCAUUGAUUGGGACGAGGCGUGCGAAAAAGCGGUAUAUCUUGAUCUUAACCUGGCUAUGGAGGAUGUGCGGCGCAUGAAUAUGGAGGAUUUCUUCAAUGAAAAUGGAAAACUGACGCAUGUGCAGCAGUGGAUCAUGCGGCACCCGCAGAGCAUGUGUCCGAAGCCUGACUUUGUGACCAGCCGCUACGUGGCGCGACACCUUCUCACCUCCAUUUACUCGUCAGAAACCCUUAAAUUGCGUGCCACGAGGGUUGGCGAGACCAUUUUUAUGUGUCAAGUGAUCUCCGAUGACCAGUUGAGACAACUGAACGCGAGUGAAGAUCAAUUGAGGAUGGCUUCCCGGGGUUUAAAGUUUGAGCAAUUCAUGACGGACGGAUCGGAUCCGUCCACUGGGAACGAUGAGAAUGAAUCGUACUGUGUCAUCGUCCGAACCCAACUAUCAGAGCACUCUCUUCUGUACGGGGCUGAGGUUGACGGGAUGGACAAGAAGUUGUACUCCAGCAAUCGGCUUCCUCGGCCUACUGACUUGAUCGAGCUCAAAACGCACAGGCUGUCACGCGCCAGGACACAAUCGCUGCCGAAGUAUAAAAUGCGCGAAACGUGGGUGCAGUGCGCUCUGGUGGGCAUCCCGCGUGUAGUGUGUGGCUUCCGUGAUGACCGCGGCGUUGUGAGGCGCCUUCGGUCCUUCCGUGUGGCGAAUUUACCCUCAGAUUCGCAGGGCUUCUUUUCACCGGAUGCGAUGGUAACAGCUCUGAACGAAUUACUGCAAUGGGCCAAAACCGAAGUCGAAGAUGACGAUCCGCAGGCGGUCUAUGAGCUCUCCGUGACGGGCCGCGUCUUCCACAGUCGCCGCUUGUCGCCUGCAGAGGCCGACACCGCUCGGUUCCUCUCGCCUGAUUUCGUGAAAGCGAUGCUGAGCAACUGACGAGACUAAUGUAUAUAAAAUUCGAAAGGAACUCUAGUUUUUAUCAAAAAUUAAAGCUUGAAGCAUUUAUUUUAGCAUGAAUCGUUCUUCUCUAUAAAAUAUGUUAUGUUUUUAAGAAAAUCUGCUAACAAAAUUUUAUUUUAGUAAGCGUACUACCUGGAGUUUCAUAGUCUGUAUUUUUUAAGCGUUCGGUAAUUGGAAGAGUGAUCUAAGCAGAAUCAGCUUACAAAAUUGUAUUAAUACCUGUUUCUGCACAUCAAUUUUUUACGGUUUUUGAACUAUCGUUAAUUGGACGAGUCAUCUAUAAUUUUAUCUUAAGUUAACGAUCGUUAAAUUGCUUUUAGUUUCAAUUGUUUAAACUAAUUUUAUUUAAUCAUUUUAGUGUCCAAACUACAAAGUUUGAUGCGCAAUUAUCUAUCAGAACAAUUUUUACUGAUUUUUAAAGCCCAAGAUCUCUACUUAUUUCAGACAAUUUGGUCAAAUUUAAGCAUCAUUUUUCACCCGCGUUAGUUUCAUUGCAGGAAUUAGGAAAUGCAUACGAACGUGAAUUGGUGAAUAUUGAUUUUAGUAUUCUUCAGUGAUAUAUAGCCGUAGUGCAUUUGUCUUGGUUCAGUACACCACUCACGUAUGAAAUAAACUGGUAAAAAACUCA
Messenger RNA from Hyalella azteca, 2471 nucleotides. RefSeq names its product decapping and exoribonuclease protein. Gene Ontology annotation, molecular function: mRNA 5'-diphosphatase activity. Lineage: Eukaryota; Metazoa; Arthropoda; Malacostraca; Amphipoda; Hyalellidae. Bases 767 to 1819 code for a protein of 350 amino acids. Gene Ontology annotation, biological process: NAD-cap decapping; nuclear-transcribed mRNA catabolic process. Gene Ontology annotation, cellular component: cytosol; nucleus. The transcript is spliced from 6 exons. The record is from RefSeq and is a predicted model, not a curated record.